GAAGCGGACGUGGUGUCUUGGUGCCGACUUCCUGUUGUUUGAGGCCGGGUCGGGGGUGUGCGAUUGUGUGGGACGGUCUGGGGCAGCCCAGCAGCGGCUGACCCUCUGCCUGCGGGGAAGGGAGUCGCGAGGCGGCCGUCAUGGCGGUGUCGGAGAGCCAGCUCAAGAAAAUGGUGUCCAAGUACAAAUACAGAGACCUAACUGUACGUGAAACUGUCAAUGUUAUUACUCUAUACAAAGAUCUCAAACCUGUUUUGGAUUCAUAUGUUUUUAACGAUGGCAGUUCCAGGGAACUAAUGAACCUCACUGGAACAAUCCCUGUGCCUUAUAGAGGUAAUACAUAUAAUAUUCCAAUAUGCCUAUGGCUACUGGACACAUACCCAUAUAAUCCCCCUAUCUGUUUUGUUAAGCCUACUAGUUCAAUGACUAUUAAAACAGGAAAGCAUGUUGAUGCAAAUGGGAAGAUAUAUCUUCCUUAUCUACAUGAAUGGAAACACCCACAGUCAGACUUGUUGGGGCUUAUUCAGGUCAUGAUUGUGGUAUUUGGAGAUGAACCUCCAGUCUUCUCUCGUCCUAUUUCGGCAUCUUAUCCGCCAUACCAGGCAACAGGGCCACCAAAUACUUCCUACAUGCCAGGCAUGCCAGGUGGAAUCUCUCCAUACCCAUCCGGAUACCCUCCCAAUCCCAGUGGUUACCCAGGCUGUCCUUAUCCACCUGGUGGUCCAUAUCCUGCCACAACAAGUUCUCAGUACCCUUCCCAGCCUCCUGUGACCACUGUUGGUCCCAGUAGGGAUGGCACAAUCAGCGAGGACACCAUCCGAGCCUCUCUCAUCUCUGCGGUCAGUGACAAACUGAGAUGGCGGAUGAAGGAGGAAAUGGAUCGUGCCCAGGCAGAGCUCAAUGCCUUGAAACGAACAGAAGAAGACCUGAAAAAGGGUCACCAGAAACUGGAAGAGAUGGUUACCCGUUUAGAUCAAGAAGUAGCCGAGGUUGAUAAAAACAUAGAACUUUUGAAAAAGAAGGAUGAAGAACUCAGUUCGGCUCUGGAAAAAAUGGAAAAUCAGUCUGAAAACAAUGAUAUUGAUGAAGUUAUCAUUCCCACAGCUCCCUUAUACAAACAGAUCCUGAAUCUGUAUGCAGAAGAAAACGCUAUUGAAGACACUAUCUUUUACUUGGGAGAAGCCUUGAGAAGGGGAGUGAUAGACCUGGAUGUCUUCCUGAAGCAUGUACGUCUUCUAUCCCGUAAACAGUUCCAGCUGAGGGCACUAAUGCAAAAAGCAAGAAAGACUGCCGGUCUCAGUGACCUCUACUGACUUCUCUGAUACCAGCUGGAGGUUGAGCUCUUCUUAAAGUAUUCUUUUCUUCUCUUCCUUUCUCUUAUCAGUAGGUGCCCAGAAUAAGUUAUUGCAGUUUAUCAUUCAAGUGUAAAAUAUUUUGAAUCAAUAAUAUAUUUUCUGUUUUCUUCUGGUAAAGACUGGCUUUUAUUAAUGCACUUUCUAUCCUCUGUAAACUUUUUGUGCUGAAUGUUGGGACUGCUAAAUAAAAUUUGUUGCAUAA
Nomascus leucogenys (northern white-cheeked gibbon) is the source of this 1557-nucleotide messenger RNA. It is a transcript of the gene TSG101, whose product is annotated as tumor susceptibility 101. The record is from RefSeq and is a predicted model, not a curated record. NCBI's taxonomy places the organism in Eukaryota, Metazoa, Chordata, Mammalia, Primates, Hylobatidae. Gene Ontology annotation, cellular component: ESCRT I complex. Gene Ontology annotation, biological process: protein modification process; endosome to lysosome transport; protein transport. Gene Ontology annotation, molecular function: ubiquitin binding.